Gryllus bimaculatus (two-spotted cricket) is the source of this 463-nucleotide messenger RNA. Lineage: Eukaryota; Metazoa; Arthropoda; Insecta; Orthoptera; Gryllidae. The record is from the annotation of a GenBank genome assembly.
AUGGUAGACGACAACGACAAUUCAAUGGACGUAGAGGUCUUCAACAAGGAGCGAGGAGACCCAGAGGACGACAACGAGUUUAGAGACCUAGAGGACGAUGACGAGAAGAAGGCGACGACGACGACGGUGAUGAAGAAGAAGACGACGUGCGAGGAACGACGGCAACAUGUGAAAAGUCGAGGACGACGAGAUGUGGGGAGACGCGUGAAUGUUAUUGUGCGACCCUUUGCUGUGGCUGGUAAUCAUGUGAAGAAAGGUACGGAAUCCACGGAAGGAAACGAUUAUUUGCGGACUGCAUCCACUUUUGCUCGAACAACCGGCUGAGCAGCUUCGUGGCUUCUAGCUGAUUAUGCGUGCGGUGUUACUGCGAGAGCACGCUAUCGCUCUCGGAAUCGUCGGCCGCUCCAGCGGCCUAGCGUGAGAUCAGAUGAAUGGGUGGUCAACAGUGUGUCGGCGUAGAACA